Molecule: messenger RNA, 4250 nt
Organism: Rana temporaria (common frog)
Lineage: Eukaryota; Metazoa; Chordata; Amphibia; Anura; Ranidae
Gene: GAS2L1
Product: growth arrest specific 2 like 1
Exons: 6
Coding region: 429-2558 (709 amino acids)
Biological process (GO): protein localization to microtubule plus-end; actin crosslink formation; microtubule bundle formation
Cellular component (GO): stress fiber; cytoplasm; actin filament
Molecular function (GO): cytoskeletal adaptor activity; microtubule binding; actin filament binding
Source: RefSeq, a predicted model, not a curated record
AGGAGGGGCGGCCAGGCAGCUUAGUCAUUGAUGGGCUCCUCCGUCCCCGGCCAGGACAGGAAGACACAAGUAAGGCGCUGUGACAAGGAUGGUGACUCAGGUGAUUGGCAGAGGAUUACAUUGAUUAACCUUGUACAGAGGGCGAGGCUCUCCUCUUCUCCUCCUCCUCGUAGAAGAAUCUCUGCAGCCUGUGGGCACCUAGUAUUAUCGGGGGACAUGCUGUGACCAGGGGGGAGGGGAGGAGGGGACAGUUGAAGUGACAGCAGAGGAUUUGGCAGUCCGAUGACGUCGUGGUAUUAGAGCUCCGGAGACAGGAUGACAUGUGCACUGUGUGUAAUGAUGUGUAUGGACAUUCAUGGAGUUAAGUGACUCUGAGAGGACAAGGAGAACUUUCUACUCCAGGUGAUAGAAGAGAAUAAUGAGAAGAGAUGGCAGACCAAAGCCAAAUUCAGUCAUCUGCUUCAAAAAGCAUACGACCUUUUCGCUCCAGCGAGGAGUACCUUGAAGCCAUGAAAGAAGAUCUCACUGAUUGGCUCAAUAUGUUGUAUGACCUGGACAUGGAUGUUGGCACUUUCAUGGAGGCACUGGAGACCGGGUACACGCUUUGUCAGCAUGCUAAUAAUCUCAAUCGGCUGGCACAAGAUUUUAAAAAACAGUAUCCAGAAGCUACUGCUAGCAUGAGAUUGCCACAAAAGGAUGUAACAUUCCAGGUUAAAGGAGCCAUCCCAAGUUCAUUCAUGGCCAGGGACAACGUAUCUAACUUCAUUAGCUGGUGCCGCAAGGAGCUUGGCAUACCAGAGGUGCUAAUGUUUGAAACCAAUGAUCUGGUACUGAGGAAAGGGGAAAAGAGUUUUGUGUUAUGCUUGCUGGAGGUGGCCCGACGUGGGGCACGAUUUGGUAUGCCGGCACCAAUGCUCAUUCAGAUGGAAGAAGAGAUCGAUGAAGAGAUUAGUCGGGGCAAACCGAAUCUAGAACAGCGAAAGUAUCCACGGGCACCGAUUCCUGUUCAACCACCCCGUACCAUAUAUGAUCUCAAGAACCUGGAUGAGUUGGUUCGUGAGAUAUUGGGUUGCUGCUGUUGUCCAUCUCAGUUUCCAAUGAUUAAAGUAUCAGAGGGAAAAUAUCAGGUUGGGGACAGUAAUACACUCAUCUUUGUGCGGGUUCUUCGGAGUCAUGUCAUGGUGCGUGUUGGGGGAGGAUGGGACACGCUAGAACAUUAUCUGGACAAGCAUGAUCCCUGCAGGUGUCAGUUUUCUUCCCAUCGUGUGCAGACAUCACGUCCCACAACAUUUUCCCCCCAACGAAUGUCCAAUGUUGCUCCUCCCCGCACCUCCAGCCCUUCCCGCGGACGCAAUUCUGAAGGCCUGCCCAGGAACGCUCAGAAGCCAGAACCAAGCACUCCACGACGAUCCACUCCAGCCCCCUCUUCUUCAUUAAACAACACCUCCAAGACGCCAUCAUCUCAAAAGGAGCGUCCAGGACUAUAUGGAAUUAACUCAUUCAGGCCUCCUCGUUCCCGACGCUAUUCUGGUGACAGUGACUCUUCUGCCUCCUCUGUCCAGAGUGCCCCCGCUGGCAGAAAAUCAUCCGAAGUGUUAAGACCAGGAUUCCGAGCUUCAGUAACACGCAGUCAGUCCCAAGACCGUGGACCUCUUUCCCGGCGAACCCAGGUAUCCCAGCCUUUAGUGUCUGAUCGAGGCAGAACCCAAGGUAUUUCAAGUACUGGCCCUUCAACAAGGCGUGCCCGAAGUCAAGGGCCCUCAAGUAACAAGAAGACAGUUUUGAUGAUUACACGGGAUAAGGAUGGACAACAUUCAUUGACAACUCCUAAUGCUUCUAAGCCCCCUAUUACUUGUCCUCAAACAGAGCCCCCCAAAACAAAUGCAAGAAGACAGCUGGGAUACACCUCACAGCCUUUGGAUGCUUGCCAGGAACAAAAAAUGUAUCGUAGCUUUGAGAAAGAAUUCCUUGAAAAUUCACGACUCCUUGGGACCUCAGAUAAUGCUGGAGGAGCACAGGGAACCAUCUUGCUAAGUCCACCAUCUUGUGAGCCAGCUGUUAUAGACUCUGCAUACUGUUCUUCUAGCUCAUCAUCUUCCUCACUCAACUUCUAUAUCAGUGGAGGUGCAAGAGAGCAGAAUGCAGAGGGGAACACUGUAGUUCUUCCUCCAUCUACUUGGAGAAGACUUCCUGCUCUGUCCAGCUCUUCAGAUGAUAGUUCCUGCCCACCUGCUUCUGAGGACCUUCAGGAGGAAGUGGAGCCAGAAGAGCCAUCUGAGGCAGCUGAAGCUGAUUCUAGUGGGGUGGUCUUACGACCAAAAAAAUCACAGAAACGCCCAGAUAGAGUACCUUCCAUCUAUAAACUAAAACUGCGCCCAAAGAUCAGACCACGGGUAGACACUCAACCAGACAAGUCACCAUCCCGAAUUCCCACCCCAUUUAAUUAUAGAACUGCAAGCUCUCCACCUAAACCUGCAACCACUCGACGUUCAUGGAGAGCCCUUCAGUCUGUUUUCUUUUCUGAUUCAGGAGUACAAGCAGAUCAUCCUGGUGGCUGAGUCAAGUCUUUGGUAUAGUUAUCCUCACUCUAUUCUGAUACAUGCAAUUUGCUAGAAAUUCAUAUACUGCAAAUUAUGCUUUAGUCCUAAUGAUUUUAGGAUGGGGGAAAAUAAGCAGAGCUAUUCAUGAAUCCUCACCAAUUAUAGACUACAUUUUGCACAUGAUUGCUCAACAGUGCUAGCAUGACUACAUAUCCAUAUGCUAUAGAAUAUUACAGCAUGUGCAUGCAUGCACUUGUUGAAAGUGUAAAGAACAAAAAUAAUUUUCACUUCAUUCCUGCUGUUGGAUAAAGCCAUUUAUCCUGUUACAUGCUAGCAGAGAAGCGCGACAUCCCAGGUUGUUACCAUUACUCAGGAUAGAAUGUUCUUUAUUUUGCUAUACCUAUCUAGGCAAUCAAGGGUUCUGCUCUUUUGUAAAGUGGGGGAAGUUAUUUAGCGAAUAGUGUUCAACCUUAUAAAAUGGCAAUGCCCUCUACGUGGGUUUGGUAUAUAUCUUCAUCUUUGCUGCUGAUGGCCCUCCAAAAGAUAAUAAAUUCUUACUUCAUGGCUCUCUGUGAUAUAUAUUCCAAGCCUGCUGUAUAUACUGUCUAAGAACACUGUCACUGCUGUAUGUACUGUAAGUAAUUUCUCAGGAAACAAACUAGCAGUCACAAUAUCAGCAUGGUUAUACGGUCAAAGGAUAUUAAUAAUAUCUAAUUUUGCCAUGUAACUUUUAUAUAUGAGUUAGCUAGGUUAUAAGGCGACAAUCACUAAAUGGAUUUUUUUUUGGGGGGGGGGGGGGGGGGAAUGUGUCUAUCCUGAAUUUCUGAAGACAAGCAUUUAAAGAUUAUUUCCUGUUCCAAGAGAUGACAGUUUAUAUGCAAACUAUCAAAGCAAGUAAAUUCAGACAGUAGCAUCAUCCAAUAAUUGUCUGUCAUAAAUAAUACAUAUUGAAGCUAAACUAAAAUAACACAACAAUGCACUUAUGCACUCCUUAAAAAUCCUUACAUUUUUAUUUAAAUGCAUCUAGUAUACACACUUGUAUUUGACUUGGUAUCAGUCCCUAAAAUGUAGAACAGAUUGGGAAAAGGGAAGGUAGCACCAGGAGCAAAUCAGAUGUGCUGCAGUGCGUAUUUGUUGAUAAUUGACAUUCUGACAGAGGGACAGACAGAACAGUGAUCAGAGGAUUAAGCUGUUGAUCUUCAUGUAAUGUCCAAUCACAGGCUGGGAACAGGGAGGCGAUCUUCUUGUAUUGCUUAGGUGUAGUAUUAAAAAAGCAAGUCUCCAAUGUGGUUGUCUGAUAGGGCUUUGUAAAUCUCAGGACCAAAUAGUAGAAAACAGAUCCCUUGGAAGGUAAAAAAACAGCACUUGUGUACUGUAUGUAUUUCAGCUGUAUAGCUGUUUAGCUUUUAAAAAUGAUAUUGUAAGUAGACGUGAAAAUUAAAGAAUGAGUUGAUAUAAAAGGGAGACAGAGAAGAGGUGUUAUAUGGAUAAACGGAAAGUAUGAAAUGUGUGUAUAUAGCAAUAAGAGGAAGUGUAGAAGGUUACAGACAUUUGGUUUUCUAACUAAUAGUGAUCAUCCUAGCUGUAGUUAUUUAACAUUUUGAAAGGUAAUAGUUGCCUACUGGAAAUUACUAAAUGUUUAAAAAUAUGACCCAUAAGUUAAAUUGGACAAAUAUAGUUUCCUGCAUCAUUCAUUCCAGAUUGGUUUAA